AUGGAUCCAGACGUUCAGUUCGUCGUCGCAGCCAUCGCUCAAUACUGCAUCAGCAGGCCUCCGCAAAGCGUGGAGCAUUGGAUCCUUCUGGGGCAAAUGGCCAUCCAAGACAAUGGCGAUAACCAGGUCAUGGCCCUGACCUUAGGCCACUUCCGUGGCACGUUGACGCAGGCGGUAUGA
Molecule: messenger RNA, 180 nt
Organism: Fulvia fulva
Lineage: Eukaryota; Fungi; Ascomycota; Dothideomycetes; Mycosphaerellales; Mycosphaerellaceae
Exons: 1
Coding region: 1-180 (59 amino acids)
Source: RefSeq, a predicted model, not a curated record